GAAAAAUCCAGGACCAAUGCAUUUGGGAAAAAGCCUAGAUGCACUGGAUCUGGUUGGCUUGGGCAGUAUUUUGACAUUGCUGCUGGGGUAAUAUCUAGGUUGAUGUGCCAUUGGUCUUUGUUUGAUCUUCCAGUUGCCAUUUUGGAUUUAAUUUCCAAGAUUAAUUUGUUUCGUUACAAGGGCAAGACAUCUCUGCCAUAUGAACCUGUUUAUAGUGACCAGCAAGCAAGAUUUCUCUCUGAGUAUAGAUUUGAUGUCUCAAAAUUGGAGCCAGUGGUGGCCAAGCCUCAUUCGCCUGAUAACCGUGCUUUGGCAAGAGAGUGCAAGGAUGUAAAAAUUAACAGAGUAUAUAUAGGAUCUUGCACAGGUGGGAAAACAGAGGAUUUCAUGGCUGCAGCAAAAGUUUUUCUGGCCUCAGGUAAAAAGGUCAAAGUUCCCACGUUUCUUGUGCCUGCUACACAAAAGGUGUGGAUGGACGUGUACACCAUCCCAGUCCCUGGAUCUGGUGGUAAGACUUGCUCUCAGAUAUUUGAAGAAGCUGGGUGUGACACUCCAGCUAGUCCUAGUUGCGGUGCUUGUUUGGGUGGCCCUAAAGAUACCUAUGCACGCAUGAAUGAACCUCAGGUUUGUGUUUCGACUACGAACAGGAACUUCCCAGGUCGAAUGGGACAUAAGGAAGGUCAAAUAUAUUUGGCUUCCCCAUAUACAGCUGCUGCAUCUGCAUUGACUGGUUAUGUUACUGACCCUAGAGAGUUCUUGCAGUAG
Sphenostylis stenocarpa is the source of this 765-nucleotide messenger RNA. The record is from the annotation of a GenBank genome assembly. NCBI's taxonomy places the organism in Eukaryota, Viridiplantae, Streptophyta, Magnoliopsida, Fabales, Fabaceae.